AUGUUCUUCACUAAAACGCUAAUAAUCAUUUGCCUAUGGGGCUUUUUUGUGAGUGGAACUCCAAACACAGGAGUUUUUCACGAAGAAUGCAGUGAUUUCAUUUACCCAGCAGGUUCUCCUUAUGAAGACGGAAUACUUUACGUUUUGGGUGAAGCACGAAAAAACACACCGACUUCAAGCUCAUACGAAUAUUCUGUUGCCACACCUCCGCCAUUUGGAGCCAAUGGUUUCGGAAGAUGCGCUCCGCCGUUGACUAGUGACGAUUGCUCCACUUGCAUGACUGCUGCUUGGGUAGAAAUCGCGAUCCGUUGUGGCGGUCACUCUUCUGGUAAAGUUCUGCUCGUAGAUUGCGCAAUUGGAUACACGAGUAAAGCUGCUAUUGAUUAA
Molecule: messenger RNA, 387 nt
Organism: Oldenlandia corymbosa var. corymbosa
Lineage: Eukaryota; Viridiplantae; Streptophyta; Magnoliopsida; Gentianales; Rubiaceae
Source: the annotation of a GenBank genome assembly